Punctularia strigosozonata HHB-11173 SS5 is the source of this 516-nucleotide messenger RNA. RefSeq names its product class I glutamine amidotransferase-like protein. The transcript has 4 exons. The annotation marks the transcript as partial. NCBI's taxonomy places the organism in Eukaryota, Fungi, Basidiomycota, Agaricomycetes, Corticiales, Punctulariaceae. The record is from RefSeq and is a predicted model, not a curated record.
AGCAAAUCCUUGGAACCGGUGAAGCCCGAUGGGGCGGGACCCCGCGUUUCUCCUACCUCUACUUAUGAAGCAGCGCUGGGAUCGGAUGGCAAGCAAUACGAUAUCAUCGUCAUUCCUGCAGGAUCGUCAAUCACCGGUGCCCAGGAAAAGGAGGCGGUUGAAUUCAUCACGAAACAGGGAGCCAAGGCCAAGUAUGUGCUGUCCGUGUGCGUCGGCGCCGCCAUCCUCGCGUCGACCGGCCUCUUGGAUGGCAAACGGGCGACGUCUAACAAGAUGCUAUUCAGAGAGAUCGCAGGAGCUUACCCGAAGGUCAUCUGGGUUGCCAAGGCCCGUUGGGUCGUUGACGGAAAAUUCUGGACAGCGUCGGGUAUUACGGCAGGCUUGGACAUGGCAUAUGCCUUCGCCAGCGAGCUGCUCGGCAAGGAAUACGCGGACAAGUUGGCUACCUUUAUGGAGUACACGCCCGUCACCGAUUCGGAGCACGACGAGUUCGCCUCUGUGUAUGGUUUGGUGUAG